AUGUGGGAGUUGGUGGUGAGAGGAGUUCAAGUGGUGGAAGGAGUCUGCGGAUGGGAUCAAAAGCAACGGGGCAAACUGAGUGGUGGAAGAACCCCUAUAAUGCCCAGUAGGAAUUGGCUGAAAUAUGCCAAUCGAACAAGCGGUCCAGCAGAGGGGAGUGGUUACUGGAAGGGAUGGGGGGAGGAAUUUGGUUCACGGGAAUUGGCGUGA
Messenger RNA from Rodentolepis nana, 210 nucleotides. The record is from the annotation of a GenBank genome assembly. Lineage: Eukaryota; Metazoa; Platyhelminthes; Cestoda; Cyclophyllidea; Hymenolepididae.